AUGGAGCAAACCAAAAUGGCCACGAGACCGCCGGUUUCUGACUCGGAUAAGAUUAAUGUGAACCGGAUACUCCAGCGAAAGAGGUCCACGUCGAGAACGCAAAGCAACUACCAUCCGAUUCCUAUUGCAGAGUCCCCAGCACAGGCUAGUUUGCAGCCCCCACAAGCCAAUUCGCAAACGCAGUCGUACCAACAAUCACACUCGCUUGUUCAAUCAGAGCAACCGAAUCAACUACAUAGCCACGUGCAACUCAAAAAGAAUGGCGUGGCCAAGGCUAUCCCGCAGCUGCAGAAACACGUGUAUGUCGUUAAGCUGGUUCCGUUUGAAAGCUCAGGCGGUGAUCUUUUGAAGAUUCUAAAUGUCCCUGUUUUCCCGGAAACGUUAAAGAUUGGAAGACAGAAUGGUCCCAAGGUUCCCAACAAAAUCACCGACGGAUAUUUCGAUUCUAGGGUUCUCUCCAGGACCCACGCGGAACUCUACAUCAAGGAUAAUUUGCUAUAUUUAAGGGAUCUGAAGUCCUCAAAUGGAACUUUUGUGAAUGACGACAAACUGGUUCCUUUACAAGAGUACCAGCUGAAGUUGGAGGAUAAGAUAGACCUUGGCACCACUCUGGAGAACCAACUGACUCAUAAGAAGAUUACCUGUCGGGUCGCAGAACUCAAGCUGGUAGGCCUGGACGAUUACGAUAGCAUAAUCAAAAGUUCGAAGUCGCCGAGUUCUGUGGAAUCCGAGAAACUGGAAUUGUUCAAUGGAGUUCUUGAUUCGCUGAUUUUUGGUGAUGUGAUUGACGAGCAGGAUGAUCCAGUGCUGGAGGCCAUGUUGAAAGAGCUAACUGACCAAGAUCUGGGAAUCAGUCCUGUUGGUCCCGAAGAAGUGAAAGCCCCCGCUCAGAACCAAGAACUCGUUCAAAAUCUCAACAUCAAAAGCAGCUCCAAAGUUGAGGAUGUGAUACGAAAGCUAAUACUAAUGAUCAAUAAUGAAAAUCUGCAGCACCAGAAACUGUCAAGCAUUGCCAACUUCUUGACAGAUUAUACGCAAUCUAUUCCUCGCACAAACAAGAAGGAUAAUGAUGUUGCUGAGAGACUCGCUCUGGAGAAGAGCAUGAAAGAAGAGGGAGUGCGUUGGAAGAACAGAGUGAACGAGGUAGAGACCAAUCUGAAGAGCGUACAGGGCGAGAAUUUGAGUUUGAAGAGAGAUCUUGAAACCGCGCAGUCAGCUAUGAGUGCGCUUCAAUCCCAGGUUGAUGAGAUGGAGAGAGUGGUUUUGGAGUCAGCCACAGCAGUUAAAGCCAACGGUGUGAAUACGAGUCAUGCUGAUUCAAUUGAAGACGCAAGGGAUAUCAUAGGGGAUCAAAUACCUCUUCCUGACGGAGAGAUUUCGAAAGACGAGAGUUUAUUGUCCGAUAAAGUCGUGGAAUCUCCUCUCAAAAAGCUGCCAGAGACUACUCUUCAAGAAGAUAAAGAGGAAAAGCCUGAUAAUGAGCAGUUGUUACUUGCACCUGAGUCUCUAAAGAAGGUGAAUAAUAAUGCGAGUACCGCUAUCGCUCAAAAAGGUGCCCGUUCUUCAAAAUUCGGAUUGUCUUUUCUGGUUCUGCUCACCACAUUCUGUGUCGUAUUCCGACUUCUUCCUCCCGAUUUGAUUCAAUGGGUGUCUACUUAUUUCAAAUGA
Molecule: messenger RNA, 1668 nt
Organism: Kuraishia capsulata CBS 1993
Lineage: Eukaryota; Fungi; Ascomycota; Pichiomycetes; Pichiales; Pichiaceae
Exons: 1
Coding region: 1-1668 (555 amino acids)
Cellular component (GO): cytoplasm
Molecular function (GO): protein binding
Source: RefSeq, a predicted model, not a curated record